AUUUCAGCACUGGCAGUGAAUUUCGGAACGCAACCUAGUUUAGCAGUGCAGCUAAAGAAAACAGACCAAAAAUGUUAACCUAGGUGCACGGAUAACUUGACGGAAAGUUAGAAUUUCUUUCUUCGAAAAAUAUACGAAUGUAUAUUAAAAAAUAAAUAUCUCCCAAGAUGAAUCCUGUAUUGCGUACGAUUCGAGCUUGUGUUUAUUCUGCAAGACAUGCCAAAUACAGUACUCUGCCGUCUGAAGCAGUAGUAUUUAUGGAAGAUAAUAUGGUUGCCUGUUGGCACCCAGAGAAACAGUUCCCGUACGAGUGUUCUCUGCCUCUACCCGAGGACAAGCACGAAGAUAAUUCUGUACUACGAGUUGGGGACAAGGAUGUCGCAGAAGUUUUCAAGAAAAAGAAACAGCUGGUGGUUAUCGACGAACUGAGCAAAAUGACAUAUACUACUAAGCAUAGAUGGUUUCCUAGAAGUAGAAGUAAGAAGACAAAGAAGACAAAGCCUGAUAGAUGUUAUCUGUAAUUAUCGGGACAAACUUGAAGAACCAAAGUUCUUUAUUUAGUAUGCUUCUCAUAUAUAUAUGUUCAUCUUUUUGUAUUGACAAAUGUUGUCUAAAGAUAACGAUAAUUACAUCUGUAUAUAUAAACGAUUUAUCUUA
Odontomachus brunneus is the source of this 657-nucleotide messenger RNA. RefSeq names its product 39S ribosomal protein L42, mitochondrial (gene mRpL42). The record is from RefSeq and is a predicted model, not a curated record. The transcript has 2 exons. Lineage: Eukaryota; Metazoa; Arthropoda; Insecta; Hymenoptera; Formicidae. The coding region runs from base 168 to 521 and encodes 117 amino acids. Gene Ontology annotation, cellular component: mitochondrial large ribosomal subunit.